Molecule: messenger RNA, 6180 nt
Organism: Aspergillus eucalypticola CBS 122712
Lineage: Eukaryota; Fungi; Ascomycota; Eurotiomycetes; Eurotiales; Aspergillaceae
Product: MCM DNA helicase complex subunit MCM3
Exons: 10
Coding region: 1-6180 (2059 amino acids)
Biological process (GO): DNA replication; double-strand break repair via break-induced replication; DNA strand elongation involved in DNA replication
Cellular component (GO): nucleus; MCM complex
Molecular function (GO): single-stranded DNA helicase activity; ATP binding; ATP hydrolysis activity
Source: RefSeq, a predicted model, not a curated record
AUGCUUGACGACUCUGCCGAAAUAAUUGCUGAUGAGGACCGCGACACUGCCAAGACCGAACUUAGAGCGUUACUGGAUAAGGAGGAGAUCGAAGAUUCCGAUAAAUUAUGGAGCCUUUUCUCAAAGGCUGGUCACCCUCUCGACCUGACUUCUGCAUUGCUGGCGAGACUAUGCAGCUCUGAUCGUGACGUUGAUAACAGAAGAGCCAGGCGACUUCUCAACUCCCUGCCUAUCGAGUCCCGAACUUCUGAGGAUUAUUUGCACAUGACCAAGUCCUGUAUUGCUACGGGGAAUAUUUCGGAUGUGGAUGGGAUAUGUCAGGAAGCAAUCUCAUACAGCCGCGGCGUCUUAUGUUGGGCAUACUGUUUUGCACAGUUUGUGAACUCUGAACAAUGGGAUUAUGUGCAAGAUAUUUGGAGAUCGAGGCCGUUGGGCGACAAGUCGCUGUGGCACACUGUCGCCCCUUGGCUACAGGUGUCUUCCGUGCAUAAGCCUUUGUUAGCACUUGCUGAUUACUUACAAGACCAGAGUCUCGACAGUCCAGUACGUCUUGCUGCUCGCUUCAUACUCAAUAAUGUAUUUUCUAGCACGGAGUUUGCCGAAGCUACUGCGACGGAGACCCUUCUAGCACUACUGCAAAAGUUCAACCAUCUGGACUUGAUCACUUCGCGGAAUUAUCUUGAUCUUAUCAACACCCUUCAAGAAUCAGAGCACCGAUCGACGUUUGUUCGAUCUAUCGUGGUUUAUCGGAAUUUCCGUUGGCAGAUGGAGGAAGAGAUUCCACCCCGAAAGCUUCUGGCUAAGCUGUUGAAGCGUCUCGCUUCUUUCGAGAUCACGACCGGUAUCUUGUACUUCCUCGAUGAGAUUUCUCACUUCCAUCGCAAACCGACAGAGGACGUCUACAGGCAGGCGCUUAUUGUUUUUUCGAGAGCCGGUGAUGUGGAUAAUGUCCGGCAUGUAUUCGACAGAUUCCUUUCGGACCACGGAAAGCCGCGAAGCCGCAAAAUUGUGGCUCCACUUCUCUAUGUCUACGCCAGAAUUGGCGAUGUUGAACAGACCACGCGUCAGUUCCGAAGAAUUUCGGAGGAGUUUAACCUUCAACCGAAUGACAUAUGUUGGAAUAUCCUGCUUACAGCUUAUUCCAAAGCGGGAGAUCUUUCAGGGACCUUCACCAUGUUCAAGAAGAUGAUGGAAGAGGGUGUUGAGCCCAGCUCGCACACUUUUGGUAUAAUGAUGGGUCUUUGUGCUAACCGAGGCGAUGUCACUCAUGUCCGUGAUUUGCUCAGUCUAGCCCAACGACAUAACGUGCAGAUAACAACCCCCAUGAUUGAUACAGUUGUGGAGGCUUAUUGCAACAACUCAGAGUGGGAGAUGGCUGAGCACGUUGCAGAGACUUGCCUCGGCCUCGACGUCAAGGGUUCCCGCGUAAGAAUGUGGAAUAUCCUGCUCUGGAAUUAUGCUUUCCGGAUGGACCUGGAAGCUAUAUCAAGGAUACGCUCGCGGAUGGACGCCUCAGGACUAGAACCCGAUGAUAUGACCUAUUCUGCUCUUAUGCUCAGUCUUGUGCUCAUAGGCCAGACGGAUUCUGCCCGUCGCAUCCUGAGGGCACUUCACCGAGGCCGCCGCGUUUACGCAACUGAAUUCCAUUACGCAGUCAUUCUGUAUGGCUAUCUGAAGGACCGCAAUCGGGACAUGGUGCACAUCAUCUUCCGCGAAAUCAAAGACAGAUUCAACCAACCGGGACUUGGCUCGAGGCUCCUUGUGCUCAAGAGUCAGAUCCAGCGAGAUCUGCAACUUUUGGCACAGGGUGGUCAGGUCGGCAACCACGCGAAUAUUCGUCUCGAAAAUUCCGAGAAAUUCCUUGCAGAGACUCUUGCAGAUUACCACUCUACCAAGUUGGCGACGAAGUACCCCUUGCUGGGUUCUGGUAGGAUGUCUGCCAGGAAGGGAUUCCCUGCUGUUUACUACGAAUAUAUGAUCUCUGCCUAUGGUAUGAAGGGGGCUUAUCUGUCGGCUCGGAGGCUUUUCGAUGACUAUACCGCUAGUCAUCCACCCAAAGACUCUGAUGAAGAGAAUUACCAUGACAUCGCGCCUCUUCGUUUGCUGUCUGCUUUGAUGCUCGCGCAUCUGAAGGCUGAACAGUACCAACAGGUGGAGGAAUGCUGGAACCUGGCUUUCACUCGUGCAUUGAAGAUAGCCAGUCCCACUUCUCCUGAGAUUGAUGAUUGGCUUAGUCGUCAACUCAACCCAAGUACACCGCCCUUACCAUCUCAUGCCGAGCUCUUGGUGAAUUCCGACGACUCCCAAGCUACGCCAUCCGAGUCAGCUACGACAAAGAAGGACCCGAUUCUACCGGCGUACCGCUUCAUGCUAUCUCGCCCUCUUUCACUGUAUCUGCGUUCUUUGGCUUAUGGAAACGAGGUUUCGAAGAUCUCCGAGGUCAUAGCAAAGUAUGUGGAGGCAGGCUUCUCCAUGACAACCUUCAAUUGGUCCACUUUUGUGCAGAUGCUUGCGUCCUCCGACAGGUUGUCUGAUCAGAUUGAAGCUUUCACUGUCUUUGAACAUAAGUUCAUGCCCAACUUCCCUGGAUGGGAUAAUCUUCGUCGAGGAUAUGGUGCACGACCUCCGGGGGUGCCUUCAACCAUUGAUGCGAUGGAGAAUCCUAAACGGGCAAAGCCACCUAAUGUACUGGGCAGAUUGGGCCGGCGCUACUGGAGCAAGAUCCAGCCGGACUUCAUGCAGCCCACGUACGUGUCCAUGGUAUAUCUGGCUGCUGCAUUGAGGCGACUUCGCGAACGGAGCAUUCACGAGGGAGGCACGGAUCUUCAAGCUAUAUACGAUGCGGCGCCUAAGACGAUCGCAGCAGUUGCUAGACUUCCUUACCUCCGUGAGAAGUUCCAGGGUGUGCUCCUCCGGCGUCGGCAGGAGAAAGGCGAGAUGGUUGAUGAACUUGGACGUGAUCGUUAUGUGUGGACAGGCGGUAUUCUUGGUGUGGGCGGCCUGACUAGGUCUAAGUCACGGAAUGAACCGACUGCUGAAAAGGCGGGACAAGACAGUAGCAAUAUUCGAGUUGAAGCACGAGAUACCACUUCUGAGCCAACUGAUGAGCCUCCAAUCAAUGUUGGUAUCUCCGAGUUGGACGAUGAUGAGCAAGAUUCCGAUGUUGCACCCUCGCCGUUCAGAAAUACCCUCGACUACCCUGAUGAAUAUGACAUGGAGGCCGAGACGCUGCUCGAGGAAAGAGACAAGGAACUCGGAACGAAGGAGGAAUUGAUGGACGAUGAAAGUCUCGUGGAAGAUGAAGAAGAUGAGUUCGACGAUCUGGAGGAGGACAUGGAGGUCGAAGAAGAAGGAGAGAAUGAAGAAGAGGAAGAAGAAUGGGUGGCAGAGGAGGCAGAAGAAGGAGAAGAUGUUUCUGAUGCCGAAGAACAGGACAUAUAUGAGCCCCAAAACGAGGGACAAACCCCUCUAGGCGAGGGGCCCAAGUCACUGAGUCUUCCUGUAUUCUUCAUCAACUCAUCGCUCACAUCUCUCACUAAACGCUCUGUAGUGUGCAUGAACCUCCUGCAACUUACUUGUCUCCUCAUAAUCGACCUCUGUGCUCUGUAUCACCGCUACACCGACGGAGAAUGGUCAAGUUCAGCAAGUUUGACGACGCCGCGCAGGAUCGAGUGCGUGCCGCCGUCGAGUUUCUUGACCCCAGUUAGCAUCGACGAGAUCCGAGCGCAUAACCGUGAGAUGGCCGAUGGCCUUCUCACGUCGCCAUAUGAAUACUCUGAUGCCUUCGAAAAGGCCCUCAAAGAGAUCAUCAAGACUUUGCCGAAUAGGCCAUCGAGGGAAACGGGAGACGAUGUGAACUACCAUUGCGGGUUUGUUGGUGCAUUCGGAGAAUAUUCCUGCAACCCUAGGACGCUCGGUUCCUCCCACCUGAACCGAAUGAUCUCCCUCGAGGGUAUCGUCACGAAGUGCUCUUUGGUCCGGCCCAAGAUUAUUCAGAGUGUGCAUUGGAGCGAGCGCGGUCAGAAGUUUCUUACAAGGAAGUACAUUGAUGCGACAAUGACGGCUAGUGGUGCCACUAGCAUGAGCAUCUAUCCCCAGGAAGACGAAGAGAAGAACCCGCUUGUCACAGAAUACGGUUUCUCCACAGCCCCGGCUGGCCAGCUGCCUCGGAGUGUGGAUGUGAUUGUUGACGAUGAUCUGGUUGACCGCGCUAAGCCCGGAGACAGAAUCCAGUUGGUCGGAGUUUACCGCUCUCUAGGUAAUAGAAACGCUUCGUCUACGUCUGCUACAUUCCGCACGCUUGUCCUUGCGAAUAACAUUAUCCAAUUGUCUUCAAAGUCCGGUGGAGGAAUCGCACAGGCCACCAUUACCGAUACCGACAUCCGCAACAUCAAUAAGGUCUCCAAGAAGAAGGGUGUUUUUGAACUCUUGUCGCACUCGCUCGCGCCCAGUAUCUACGGACAUGACUACAUCAAGAAGGCCAUCCUGCUCAUGCUGCUCGGUGGUAUGGAGAAGAACCUGGACAACGGCACUCAUUUGCGUGGUGAUAUCAACAUUCUCAUGGUCGGUGACCCUUCGACCGCCAAGUCUCAACUGCUUCGUUUCGUUUUGAACACCGCCCCGCUUGCAAUUGCCACGACAGGUCGAGGAUCUUCUGGUGUCGGUCUUACGGCUGCCGUCACGUCUGACAAGGAAACUGGCGAGCGAAGACUUGAAGCUGGUGCCAUGGUUCUGGGUGAUCGCGGUGUGGUUUGUAUUGAUGAGUUCGACAAGAUGAGCGAUGUCGAUCGUGUGGCUAUCCACGAAGUCAUGGAGCAGCAGACGGUCACCAUUGCGAAGGCCGGUAUUCACACGAGUUUGAACGCCCGAUGCAGUGUCCUGGCCGCCGCCAAUCCGAUCUACGGACAAUACGACCCCCACAAAGACCCCCACAAGAACAUUGCCCUUCCGGACUCUCUUUUGUCGCGUUUCGAUUUGCUCUUCGUCGUGACCGAUGACAUUGAGGAUUCCAGGGACAGAAUGGUGUCAGAGCACGUCCUCCGUAUGCAUCGCUACCGCCAGCCCGGUACUGAGGAGGGUGCUCCUGUCCGCGAACAGCUUCACCAAACGCUUGGUGUCGGCCUCGAGGAUACACAGGACUCGAACCAGCCCACAGAUGUUUACGAGAAGUUCAAUGUCAUGCUUCACGCCGGCAUGGCCCACAUGAGCCGGUCCAAGAGCAAGAACAUUGAAAUCUUGAGCAUUCCCUUCAUCAAGAAAUACAUUCAAUACGCCAAGUCUCGUGUCAAGCCCGUCUUGACCAAGGGUGCCGCCGACCACAUUGUCGCAACAUAUUCUGCUCUGAGAAACGACGAACUGUCUGGUAACCAGCGCAGAACAUCGCCCAUUACUGCUCGUACCUUGGAAACCUUGAUCCGUCUAUCCACCGCCCACGCCAAGUCACGCCUCUCCAACAGAGUCGAGGAGCGCGACGCCAAGGUCGCAGAGUCUAUCCUCCGGUUCGCCAUGUUCAAGGAAAUCGUUGAAGAUGAGCGCCGCAAGAGGAGAAAGGUCGCUUCGUUUGACGAAGAUUCAGACAGUAGCGACUCUGACUCUGACGACGAUAACACUCCUGCGCAAACAUCCAGCGCCACCCCCAGAUCAUCCAGGAGAGGCGGUCUCCGAUCCCGUGCAGCCAACGCUCGUUCCGCCACCAACGAGGACACAGAGAUGGAUGCGGACGGAGAUGCUGUCUCCGAGGAUGGCGAUGGCUUGUACAAUUCUAGUCCCCGCGGACAACGACUCCGCUCUAGCCAAACAUCCCGCACGCAGACACAAACACAAAGCCAGUCCCGGAUGUCUGUGGCUUCAUCUCGACCCGCGUCACAGCUGGUCGAGUCCCAAACAGACAACUCGCAGUCGCAGAACACGACUGCUUCAUCGGAGCCGAUCCAGCCCGCUCGCUUGACGGUCUUCAGGCAAGCACUGGGUCCUCUGAUGGGCACACGACUAUUCACCCACGGUGACACCGCCGACGUCGAAUCGCUUAUCGGAGCCGUGAACACUGCGCUGCGCAACACGCCUUCCCUCGGCGAAUCGCACGUCUUCCAGCGCGGGGAAGCUAUCCAGGCCCUGAGGGCUAUGAACGAGAGGAACGAAUUAAUGUACCUUGAGGAUGACGAAACCGUCUACAGAAUCUAA